GCGGGCUCUUCGGGCCCCCAUUGGCUACAGGCCCCCACUCUACCAGGGCUCCCCCACCUUACCCCACCACAUCAGUCUGUCCUGCUUCCAGCUGCUGCAGCCGCGCCUUCGCUGCCUCAGCAUUCAGCAACCCCCUGCUCAGGCUCAGCAUGGCCACCCCAACCCAGAGCCCCACAAACGUUCCUGAAGAAACAGAUCCUUUUUUCUAUGACUAUGCCACCGUGCAGACUGUGGGGAUGACCCUGGCCACUAUCAUGUUCGUGCUGGGCAUCAUCAUCAUCAUCAGCAAGAAGGUUAAGUGCAGGAAGGCGGACUCCAGCCCAACAUGCAAAUCCUGUAAGUCGGAACUGCCCUCCUCAGCCCCUGGAGGUGGCGGUGUGUAGGAUCCUCUGCAGAUUUCCACUGCUGUCCCUGGCCAGAGCGCAGGAGCCUGAGGACCCAGAGAAGGCGGUGGGGACCCAGCCUGGCGCCAGGGAGUGCUCCCCCAAUGAGCCGCCACACCCAUACCAAGGCCGGAGCCAAUGCACCCUGCUCGCUCUCCCUCCCCAGGCCGUGGCAACGACGACGAUCCCCAAAGAGCCUAUUUGUACCCCAGACCCAGAGACUCAGGCCUCCAGCUCCUGGGAUUCAGGAGUCUGUCCCCAGUGCCCUGGGAUCCUCGUGUCCCUCCUUCCUGCAUCUCCUGGUCUCCUUCUCCAGGACCUUCCCCGCUGUCCCCUCAGGGUCCACAUCUUGAGCUUAAUAAAUGUGCAAUCGGUUUCUCCCGG
Messenger RNA from Rattus norvegicus (Norway rat), 767 nucleotides. It is a transcript of the gene Fxyd7, whose product is annotated as FXYD domain-containing ion transport regulator 7. Lineage: Eukaryota; Metazoa; Chordata; Mammalia; Rodentia; Muridae. Gene Ontology annotation, molecular function: ion channel regulator activity. Gene Ontology annotation, cellular component: plasma membrane; membrane. Gene Ontology annotation, biological process: regulation of monoatomic ion transport. The record is from RefSeq and is a predicted model, not a curated record.